This is a messenger RNA of Branchiostoma floridae (Florida lancelet), 1997 nucleotides long. RefSeq lists its product as uncharacterized. Gene Ontology annotation, molecular function: carbohydrate binding. The coding region runs from base 283 to 1089 and encodes 268 amino acids. Lineage: Eukaryota; Metazoa; Chordata; Leptocardii; Amphioxiformes; Branchiostomatidae. The record is from RefSeq and is a predicted model, not a curated record. The transcript is spliced from 6 exons. Gene Ontology annotation, biological process: cell adhesion.
CAUGCCAGUCGUUGUCACGGUCGCGUUUGGAUGGAGUCUGCUGUUGUUUGUGAGAAAAGGCAGCUGGUGUUACAUCCGCCAGUACAGUGUACAGUGCCAAGUUCACAAAGUCAAAGAGGAAGUACAUUUUGUAUAAAAGACCAGGACUGUUCAAAAGCCUCCAGUAGACGAGUAGAGGGAACAACGUAGUUCGGCUCUUCGCGCAAAGUUGCAACUCUGACAUACAGUUUCAGCCAACUGAUUGAGGUCGGCCUGCUGAACUGUCCAUCAUCCAGCGUCACCAUGGAGACAAAGGUUUACGUCAUCUUGGUCUUGAUCGUUCUUUGCGGAGCUUCUCCGCAAGUCUUUGGCAGCGCUCUGCAAGGUGGGUCCCAGCCAGAUGCAGGAGACUCUUCACAACUUGCAGGUGCAGACAGCUGCACAGAACCAGGUGGAGUCUGUCCUCCAGUGGAUAGCAAUGAUGGCAACAACCAAGAUGAACCCAAAGGUAUAUUUGCAUAUGUCUCAUUUCUACACGACAUCAACGCCCAGCUGCAGACCUUUCUUCAUUUGGCAAAAGAUCAGAGUAUCCAACUAUUGCGGGAUGAGUUGAAUCGGCUUCAGAGGGACACAAAAGCCGAAAUCCAACAGCUCAGGUCAGAGAUGGCAUCCAAGGACCAAAGGACCCAGGCCGAAAUACAGCAGCUCAAAACAGAGAUGGCAGCUAGGAAUGAAAGGAUCCAACAACAGCAGGACGACAUAGAGCAGCUUACGGGGGAAGGGGUGGCUAAAAACCAAAAGAUCCAGGCACUGGAACAGAGAAACUACAUCGAACGCUGUGAAUCCGGUGUGUUAAAUACACCUUACAAGGCUCUCGCCACCGGAUCAGGUACCCGCUACCGAGACCUGACCGCAACGUUCAGCAAGCCCUUCCGGACAACUCCUGUGGUCACGAUCGGCAUCAGGCAUCUGGACAUAAAUCAGCGCAUAAACACGCGUAUCACAACUGAAGUAAGGUCUAAAUCGCCCACAACAAUGACGGUACGUCUUCAAACCUGGACGAACUCAGUGGUGUACAGUGCGGGCAUCUACUGGAUGGCUUGUGCAUGAAAUGGUUAAUACAUGGCUAUAAUGGUUGAAACACCUUCAUAAAAAAAAUAUGUGUAACACCUCCAAACCAGAUCUCACAGCACCGCUUGGUAGUUGAAAACAGAAAACAGCAAACAUAUGUCAAUGCUUUCAUGGACAGGCGACACAAUUGGUCAAUCCAGAAAUAGCAAAGCUUUUGUCCCGAAAAUUUCCAUCACCUGUAACAUCUUUGUUGAUGUUUCUUCCUUACACUUGUUAUGAGUGGACCCUUAAAAACAGGAUACUACGAGCUUCAUAGACACACCACAUCACCGAUGAAGAACUGUUCAGGGAGAUUUAUACUUGCUUACUCCUUGCUGAGAGACAUCUUAGUAGUGUUUGUACAAGACAUCCUGUUUAGUGUGAGACAUACAAAAUGUAUUCUUAUAUAUACCAUGUAUCUUCUAGUAUCCUUUGUAUGCAAACGCUUAAGUAUACUUCUUGUAACCUACACUUGGAACAUAUAUGUACUCGAAUGGCGAUGUUAGUAAAUUCGCUUCUGGGAGAGCAGCAGUUGAUUUACUUCAAUAGAAAAACAGACUAACACUUACUAUAUAUAUUCACAGAAGAAGCCCAUCUUUAGCUACAACAUGUUAUAAGAAACUUGCAAUAUCUCUUUUCUCUCCAACACACCAUCAAAUGUAAGUCUAAAGCAGUACAAGAAUAGAAUUUCUGCACAAAACAAUUACACAUUUCAUACCUCCAUGGCUUGUUGUUCUUGCCUACAGUACAACUCUGUAUCUAUCGAUAUCUUAUAUCAUGUAUAAAUAAUUACUGAACCAAUUCUAUACCAAUGCAUAUCUCAACAGUUUUAUAUGUACUUUUACAGAUUUCUGACACUAUAAAGCAACUUGUAAAAGCAGAAUAAAGUUGGCAAAGUUCUAUGCACU